Messenger RNA from Penicillium verhagenii, 1095 nucleotides. RefSeq names its product phosphotransferase family protein. Bases 1 to 1095 code for a protein of 364 amino acids. Lineage: Eukaryota; Fungi; Ascomycota; Eurotiomycetes; Eurotiales; Aspergillaceae. The transcript has 3 exons. The record is from RefSeq and is a predicted model, not a curated record.
AUGGCGGGAGCUGUGCGACAGCCCAUAGACCUGCCCUCGUUGGAGCGGUAUAUUGACCAGAACGUACCAGUUCUCAAGACACCACUGGAUAUCAAACAGUUCGGUUUCGGUCAAUCCAACCCCACCUAUCAGCUUACCACCGCCGAUGGUAGGAAGGUUGUGCUACGGAAGAAGCCUCCAGGCAAACUGCUCUCAAAGACAGCGCACCGCGUGGAGCGAGAGUACCAGAUCAUUAAGGCGUUGGGUGGGACAGAUGUACCCGUGCCAGAGGUCUUUUGCUUGUGUGAGGAUAACAAUGUGAUUGGGACACCGUUCUACAUCAUGGAAUUUCUGGAUGGACGGCACUUUACCGACCCGUCGAUGCCUGGAGUCAGUGCGGAGGAGAGGAACGCAUUAUGGAAGAAUGCGGUGCAGACACUCGCCAAGUUCCACUCGGUAGUGCCCUCCUCUGUCGGGCUAGAAGGAUUCGGCAAGCCAACGAACUUCUUCGACCGUCAGAUUGCCACGUUCAACACCAUCUCCAAAGCACAAGCUGCGGUAGUGGACGCGGAUACCAAGGAGCCCGUGGGUGAACUCCCUUACUUUGACGAGAUGGUCCGGUUCUUCGCGGGCAAGUCGACGCAGCCGCGUGACCGUGGAACUCUGGUGCAUGGAGACUACAAGAUAGAUAACAUGAUCUUCCACCGGACGGAGCCCCGAGUAAUUGGAAUUCUGGACUGGGAGAUGGCGACGGUUGGGCACCCACUGUCAGAUUUUUGCAACUUGAGCAGUCCCUGGAUCAUGGAAGGAGCGGAUUCGCAGCUGGAGGCGUUCCAGAAUGGGCGGGUGGCAGGACUACCGACGCGCGAGGACUGCAUGCGCUGGUAUAGUGAGGUGGCCGGGUAUAAUCCGGCAGAGGAUAUUCUUUGGGGAGAUGCCUUCUUCGCGUUCCGAGGCUCCGUCAUCAUGCAGGGCAUUGCGGCCCGGUUUGCAGGGCGUCAGGCCAGUAGUGCCCGGGCGGGAGAGUAUGCUAAACGAGCUAAACCUUUUGCGUUGGGAGCGUGGGAGCGGGUAAAGCGGGUGCAAGAACUUUCACAAGAGAAAGGCAAAUUGUGA